AUGAAUAUGUCUGAGCUUGGAGAAGCUGCACCCUUCCUCAGAAGAAAUACUGAUCCUCUGUUACAGUCCCCGGUCUUUGAUGGGAAGAAGAGGUGCUGGGUUUAUGAUGGGAAGAAUGCUUAUGUUGAGGCUGAGGUUAAAGAACGUGAUGCUGAUGGAAAAGUAAUUGUAGAGACCAGUGGUGGAGAGUGUCUGAGAAUUAAGGAAGACAAACUCCAACAGAUGAACCCUGUAGAGUUGGAAAUGGUUGAAGAUCUGUCGAUGCUGCUUCACCUCAAUGAAGCCUCUGUGCUUCACACCCUGAGGAGACGUUAUGACCAGUGGAUGAUCUAUACAUAUUCAGGUGUCUUCUGUGUGGCUAUAAACCCUUACAAGUGGCUCCCAGUGUAUCAGAAAGAGGUCAUGGCUGCCUAUCAAAGGAAGAGGCGAUCUGAGGCUCCCCCUCACAUCUUUGCUGUUGCUGAUAGGGCCCUUCAGGAUAUGCUUCGCAGUGGAGAGAAUCAGUCCAUACUCUUCACAGGAGAAUCUGGUGCUGGGAAGACUACCAACACCAAACUGACUAUUCAGUAUUUUGCCACCAUGGCAGCCAUAAGUGAGACCCAGAAAAAGUUGGGGAUUUCAGAAGAUCUAAUUGUCCAAAUGAAUCCUGUCUUGGAAGCAUUUGGAAAUGCCAAAACUCUGAGAAAUGACAAUUCUUCUCGUUUUGGAAAACUCAUCAGGAUGCAUUUUGAUACAAGUGGCACACUGUCAUCUGCAGAUAUUCAGAUCUAUUUUCUAGAAAAAUCCCGGGUAGUUUAUCAGCAGCCUGGAGAAAGGAACUACCAUAUCUUUUAUCAGAUUCUGUCUGGAAAACAAGAACUUCGGGACAUGCUCCUGGUGUCCACAAAUCCCUCCAACUUUCACAUUUGCUCCUGUGGAGAGGUUGCUGUGGAGAGCUUGGAAGACACUGAAGGAUUUCUGGCCACAGAAAAAGCCAUACAUGUCUUGGGAUUUCUUCCUGAAGAAAAGUUUGAGUGCUAUAAGAUCAUUGGAGCCAUCAUGCACAUUGGAAACCUGAAAUUUAGACAGAAUCCCAGAGAAGAGCAACUGGAGGUUGAUGGCACAGAAAAUGCUGACAAAGCUGCUUCUCUCAUGGGCAUUCACUCUUCUGAGCUGGUAAAGGGCCUGAUCUACCCCAGGAUCAAAGUUAAUAAUGAGUAUAUUACCAGAAGUCAAAAUGUCCAACAGGUAACCUAUGCGGUUGGUGCUCUGUCUAAGUCAAUAUACGAAAGGAUGUUUAAGUGGCUAGUGGCACGCAUGAACCAGCUCCUGGAUGCCAAGCUGCCAAGUCACUUCUUCAUUGCUAUUCUUGACAUCACUGGUUUUGAAAUACUUGAUUACAAUAGUCUUGAGCAACUCUGCAUCAAUCUUACCAAUGAAAAGUUGCAACAGUUCUUCAAUCAGUACAUGUUUAUUCUGGAGCAAGAGGAAUACAAGAAAGAAGGCCUUGAGUGGGUAGCCAUUGACUAUGGUCUGGAUUUUCAAGCCUGCAUAGAUCUCAUCGAGAAGCCCAUGGGCAUUCUUUCCAUCCUUGAAGAGGAAUGUAUGGUUUCUAAAGCCACUGACAAGACUUUUGAGACCAAGCUCUUUGAUAACCAUUUUGGAAAGUCGCCCUACUUCCAGAAACCCGCAUCUGCUGAGAAGAAAUACGAAGUUCACUUUGAACUCGCUCAUUAUGCUGGAGGGGUCCCUUAUAAUAUCAGUGGUUGGCUUGAAAAGAACAAAGACAUACUUAACGAGACAGUGGUGGCUCUCCUUCAGAAGUCCUCCAAUAAAAUCCUGGCCAGUCUCUUUACAAACUUCUUUUCUGGCAGUGCUACACAGUUUGGUGAGAAGGCCCGCAGGAAAGGAGCAUCAUUCCAAUUGAUUUCCUCUCUGCAUAAAGAAAACAUAAAUAAAUUGAUGACAGAUUUGAAAUCAACAACACCUCAUUUUGUGAGAUGUAUAAAUCCAAAUAUGAACAAAAUGCCAGGUGUAUUGGACCCUUUCUUGGUUCUCCAGCAGCUACGUAGUAAUGGUGUCUUGGAAGGGAUUAGAGCAUGCCGUGAAGGGUUUCCAAGUCGGAUGCUAUAUGAUGAUUUUAAGCAAAGGUACUGCAUUCUAAACCCACGGAUAUUUUCAAAGAGUGAGUUUUUGAGCGGCAGGAAAGCAGCUGAAGAAAUACUUGGCUUCUUGGCGAUAGAGCAUUCCCAGUACCAGUGUGGAGUCACCAAGGUGUUUUUUAAACUUAGCAUUCUGGAUCAGUUGGAAGAAAGGAGAGAUGAAAAGAUAUCUAAACUCUUCACCUUAUUUCAAGCCAGAGCACGGGGAAAGCUGAUGCGUAUUUCAUUCCAGAAGAUUCUAGAAGAAAGGGAUGCUCUUGUUUUAAUUCAAGAGAACAUAAGAGCUUUUAUGGCUGUGAAGAACUGGCCCUGGAUGAGGCUCUUCUUCAAGAUCAAGCCUCUUGCUAAUUCUGUGGGAGGUGGAGAGGAGAUAGCUGGACUGAAGGAGGAAUGUGCACAACUACAGAAAGCUUUGGAGAAUUUGGAAUCUCAGAGGGAGGAACUGAAAACAAAGCAAGUCUCCCUUGUUCAAGAAAAGAAUGAUCUACUUGUAAAGCUGAAGGCUGAACAAGAGACCCUAGCAAAGGCUGAGGAGCAGUGUGAGUCACUGAUUAAAUCCAAGAUGCAGCUGGAGGACAGAGUCAAGGAGCUGUCUAGGAGGGUGGAAGAAGAAGAAGAGAUAAAUUCUGAGCUGACUGCCAAGGGGCAGAAACUGGAAGAUGAAUGUUGUGAGAUGAAGAAGGAAAUCUAUGACCUGGAAACAAUCUUGGCCAAGUCAGAGAAGGAAAAGUGCGCAGCAGAACACAAGGUCAGGAUCCUGACUGAGGAAGUGCACUCUUUAAAUGAGGAAGUCAGCAAACUUACCAGAGCAGUGAGGGUUGCGCAGGAGGCCGAGCAGCAGACCCAGGAUCAUCUGCACAUAGAGGAGGAAAAACUCAGCAACAUGAGUAAAACGAGCCUGAAGCUGGGCCAACAAGUUGAUGCGUUGGAAGGUGCCCUUGAACGGGAGAGGAAAGCCAGAAUGAAGUGUGAGAGGGAGAAGCUCAAGCUGGAGAGGGAGUUAAAGAUGAACCAGGAGCGAACAGAGAACCUGGAGAGCAGCCGAUGGCAGCUGGCAGAACAGCUGAGGAAGAAAGACUUCGAAAUGAGUCAGAUGAACUCAAAAGUGGAGACUGAGAAGAAUCAGGUAUCUCAGCUUCAGAAGAUGGUGAAGGAGCUUCAGGCUCACAUAUUAAAUUUGAAAGAGGAACUGGAAAAUGAAAGGACCACCAGAGCCAAGGUAGAAAGAGAGAGAGCUGACCUCACUCAAGACUUAGAAGAUUUGAAGGAGAGGCUGGAAGAGGCCGGGGGGACCAGUUUGGCUCAGAUGCAGAUAACCAAGCAACAGGAAGCAAGAUUUCAGAAGCUUCGCCAUGACAUGGAAGAGACCACGAGACACUUUGAAGCAACCUCUGCCUCUUUGAAAAAGAGACAUGCAGAGAACCUUGCUGCGCUUACAGGCCAGGUAGAACAUUUACAGAAGGUGAGGCAGGCGCUAGAGCGAGAAAAGAGUGGUCUGCAGCUCCAAGUGGAUGACCUCCUGACCCGUGUUGAGCAGAUGGCCAGAACAAAGGCAAAUGCUGAGAAACUCUGUAGUGGGUACGAAAGGCGCCUGAAUGAAGCAAACACAAAACUGGAUGAGGUGACUCAGUUAGCAAAUGACCUGACAACACAGAAGAUGAAGCUACAGGGUGAGAGUGGUGAGUUCUUAAAAAGACUGGAAGAGAAGGAGGCCCUGAUAAGUCAACUUUCCAGGGAAAAGAACAACUUUACUCGGCAAAUUGAAGAACUGAGAGGGCAGCUAGAGGAGGAGACCAGGUCUCAGAGUGCCCUGGCCCAUGCAUUGCAAUCGGCCAAGCAUGACUAUGACCUUCUAAGGGAGCAGUAUGAGGAAGAACAAGAGGUCAAGACUGAGCUGCACCGGGUUCUCUCCAAAGGCAACAAGGAAACAGUGCAGUGGAGAAUGAAGUAUGAGCAUGAUACUAUCCAGAGAACUGAAGACUUGGAGGAAGCCAAGAAGAAGCUGGCAAUCAGAUUGCAGGAGGCUGCAGAAGCAAUGGUGGUGGCCAAUGCCAGGAAUGCCUCCCUGGAGAGGGCCAGGCACAGGCUUCAGCUGGAACUGGGGGAUGCCCUCUCUGACCUGGGGAAGGCCCGUUCUGUGGCAGCUACACUGGAGAAGAAGCAACAGCAGUCAGACAAGGCCCUAGCUGCCUGGAAGCAGAAGCAGGAGGAGGUUCAGGCGCUGCUGCAGGCCUCUCAGAAGGAGGCUCGGGCUCUCAGCACCGAGGUCCUCACACUCAGGCAUGCCUGUGAAGAAAGCACUGAGGCCCAGGAGACGCUGAGGAGGCAGAACCAAGACCUUCAAGAACAGAUUUUCAGUCUCACAAACCAGGUGAGAGAAGGGAUCAAGAAUUUAGCUGAAGUGGAAAAGGCCAAGAAAUUGAUUGAACAAGAGAAGAAUGAAGCCCAAAUGACCGUGGAAGAGACAGAGGGAGCCCUGGAACGCAAUGAAAGCAAGAUCCUCCAUUUCCAGCUUGAACUCUCGGAAGCUAAGGCAGAGCUGGAAAGAAAGUUGUUGGAGAAAGAGGAAGAAACAGAGAAGUUGAGGGAGAAGCAUCAGCAGGCCUUGACUUCCCUGCAGUCAGGUCUGGACUCUGAAGCUUUGGGUAGAAUUGAGGCCACCCAAAUGAGGAAGAAGAUGGAAGGCGACCUUAAGGAGAUGGAGAUUCAGCUCUGUGCUGCCAACCGGCAGGUGUCACAGACAACUAGAGCCUUGGGCCAGCUUCAGGGUCAAAUGAAGGAGCUCCAACAACAACUGGAUGACAGCAUGUACCAGAACAAGGACCUGAAGGAACAGGUGUCUCUGGCUGAGCAGCGCAACACUCUUCUUCAGUCCGAACUAGAAGAACUGAGGUCCUUGCAAGAACACACAGAGCGAGGAUACAAGCUGGCAGAAAAAGAGCUCCUGGAAGCCACAGAAAAAAUCAGUCUUUUUUAUACCCAGAACACAGGUCUCCUCAGCCAGAAGAAGAAACUGGAGGCUGAUGUUGCUCAGCUGCAGAAGGAAGCUGAAGAGAUGCUGCAGAGGUGUCAAAAGGCAGAAGAAAAUGCCAGGAUGGCAGCUGCUGAGGCAGCCAACACGUCAGCAGAACUCAAGAAAGAACAAGACACUAAUGCUCACUUGGAGAAGAUGAGGAAGAAUAUGGAGCAGACAAUUAAAGACAUGCAAAAAAGACUGGAUGAAGUGGAACAGACAGCUGUGCUGGGGAGCAAAAAGGCAAUCCAGAAAUUGGAAUCCAGGGUACGGGACCUGGAAGGGGAACUGGAAGGCGAAGUCAGGCGCAGUGCAGAGGCCCAGCGGGAAGCUCGCAGACUGGAGCGAGGCAUCAAAGAGCUGACCUAUCAGGCAGAAGAAGAUAAGAAAAAUCUGAAUAGGAUGCAGGCUCUGUCUGAGAAACUUCAGCUAAAAGUGCAGAGUUACAAACAGCAAAUGGAAGCAGCGGAGGCUCAAGCUAAUCAAUACCUUUUCAAGUAUAGGAAGCAGCAAUAUGAGCUGAACGAAGUCAAGGAGAGGGCAGAGGUAGCAGAAUCUCAGGUCAAUAAACUCAAAGCUAAAGUAAAGGAGUUUGAAAAAAAGGUUCGAGAAGACUAA
Molecule: messenger RNA, 5772 nt
Organism: Microtus oregoni (creeping vole)
Lineage: Eukaryota; Metazoa; Chordata; Mammalia; Rodentia; Cricetidae
Gene: Myh15
Product: myosin heavy chain 15
Exons: 41
Coding region: 1-5772 (1923 amino acids)
Cellular component (GO): myosin complex
Molecular function (GO): ATP binding; cytoskeletal motor activity; actin filament binding
Source: RefSeq, a predicted model, not a curated record